Messenger RNA from Physcomitrium patens, 2013 nucleotides. RefSeq names its product type III polyketide synthase B. Gene Ontology annotation, biological process: polyketide biosynthetic process. Gene Ontology annotation, molecular function: acyltransferase activity, transferring groups other than amino-acyl groups. NCBI's taxonomy places the organism in Eukaryota, Viridiplantae, Streptophyta, Bryopsida, Funariales, Funariaceae. The record is from RefSeq and is a predicted model, not a curated record.
UCACUCGUCGGUCUUCAUUGCGACCCCCAUAGGAGCCGUGAUUCUCAUGGACCAACUGCAGCCUCAUCGCAACUAAUCAUUAUAAGCUCACCUGCUGUUCUCCCCCUCCAUCUCGCAAGUUGCAAGUCGUAGAGUAGUGUUGGUUUCCAACAGUGUGGAAGUCCAUUCGUACAAAUUCUAGUUUUCAGAAUCGUGGUGUGUGCGUGUGUGUGUGUGGGCAAGUCAGGUAUAGCCGUGGCAGUAACACCAACACUACAUAGUUUACAGUGUGAGAGUCGUGGGAAGUGUGUCGCAACGACGAUGGCAAGUCGAAGGGUCGAGGCGGCGUUUGAUGGACAAGCAGUGGAGCUCGGAGCUACAAUCCCUGCUGCAAAUGGAAAUGGUACUCACCAAAGCAUCAAGGUGCCUGGCCAUCGCCAAGUCACGCCGGGGAAGACUACAAUCAUGGCCAUUGGACGAGCGGUGCCGGCCAAUACUACAUUCAACGAUGGUCUCGCAGAUCACUACAUUCAAGAAUUCAAUCUCCAGGAUCCUGUCCUGCAAGCCAAACUCCGGCGACUCUGUGAGACAACAACAGUGAAAACUCGGUACCUGGUCGUGAACAAAGAAAUUUUGGACGAGCAUCCGGAGUUCCUCGUCGACGGCGCUGCGACAGUGAGUCAACGUCUGGCAAUCACUGGGGAAGCCGUCACGCAGCUGGGACACGAGGCUGCGACGGCUGCAAUUAAGGAGUGGGGCCGCCCCGCAUCCGAGAUUACGCAUCUAGUGUACGUAUCCUCCAGCGAGAUUCGCCUCCCAGGGGGUGAUCUAUAUCUUGCACAGUUGCUUGGUCUUCGGAGCGACGUCAACCGCGUGAUGCUCUACAUGUUGGGAUGCUACGGGGGCGCUUCUGGGAUCCGGGUGGCGAAGGACCUGGCGGAGAACAACCCUGGCAGCCGAGUGCUUCUCAUUACGAGCGAGUGCACCUUGAUCGGGUACAAGUCCCUGAGCCCAGAUCGACCUUACGACCUAGUCGGAGCCGCGUUAUUCGGCGACGGCGCCGCUGCGAUGAUCAUGGGCAAGGAUCCCAUUCCGGUUCUGGAGAGAGCGUUCUUUGAGCUGGACUGGGCGGGGCAGAGCUUCAUACCUGGAACGAACAAGACAAUCGACGGGAGAUUGUCCGAGGAGGGCAUUAGCUUUAAAUUGGGACGAGAGCUGCCGAAACUCAUAGAGAGCAACAUUCAAGGCUUUUGCGAUCCCAUCCUGAAAAGAGCUGGAGGGUUGAAGUAUAAUGAUAUCUUCUGGGCUGUCCAUCCAGGUGGUCCUGCAAUAUUGAACGCUGUGCAGAAGCAACUUGACCUGGCUCCGGAGAAGUUGCAGACAGCGCGACAGGUAUUGAGAGACUACGGGAACAUCAGCAGCAGCACGUGCAUCUACGUGCUGGACUAUAUGCGCCAUCAGAGCUUGAAGCUCAAGGAGGCCAACGACAACGUCAACACUGAACCGGAGUGGGGUCUGCUCCUUGCCUUCGGUCCUGGUGUCACAAUUGAAGGAGCUCUUCUGCGGAAUCUGUGCUAAAGGAUUAUCUGUCGACGCAAGCAUGUAUUAUCUUGCAAACCAUUAAUAUCAUUGUCGCUCUGAAUUGGAGUCAGAUACAAACUCAUGAACUUAUACCCCAUAAAGCUCUAGCGGCCGGAGGUGGGCCAAUAGCGACAAGAAACAGUUAUAUUUACAUUCAAACGGAGACAUAGUUUCAAACUGAGAGAGGGAUCGUAUUAUUCUCAAGGGUUAGACUUCGCGAGUACCUCGAAAAGGUCUUUACAUUCCGAACUGCAAUAUCUACUAAUCUUUCGAUCUCUUGCUUAAUGUCACCCACAUCUACCAUAAGCAGGGUUGUUUUACAAAAUUGUAGCAGACCUCUUGGACUUUCAAUAGAUCUCCUCAAGUCAAAUCUUUCAAUGUUUUCAAACAAACCAACUCUAUGUGAAGUGCAUAAUAUUGAAAACAAGCUCUUUAAUCUCGUUAAUUGUCCAA